ACACGGCACUCAGUUAAGUUGUUUUGUUUUUGCUGUGGAUGCAGCGUAAAAAGAGCAGCAGUUUGUGAUUAACGAUUUUCAUAGCUCGCGAUGAAUGUUGUGCAGUCAAACAUCUCAACGACGAUCCGCAGUUUCAACAUAUCGGACGACAUACGAAUUGAGGUGAAAAAGUUUCGCACCGAUGCCGGAAUUGACGAGAUUGACAUCGAGGAGGACGAGGACGAUAUCUCUGUUAUGCAGAAAAUAGCGAAGACCUUUUCAGAUCCUAACGAAACCGAAUUCGACCCGGAAACGCUAAAAUUGAUCAUAACUAGACUCGACGGCAUCGAAAGGAACCUGGAAAACAUCAUCUAUAUGAAUGCGCAAUCGGACAGUAUAAGCGCAGUUCAAAUGAAUGGUCUGAUGAACAGACAAUUUAUUGCAGCUGCCCCGGUGGAUGCGCUGACGACAAUGGCAAGACAACCGUCACCGGUGGAACCGAUGCAGGUGCAGGAUGAAAUCGUCGAGUUUGAGCCGAACCGUAUUGAAAUUGAUUCCGACGAUAACGAUCUGAUCGGUGAAUUCAUCGAGCAAGAUGAGCUUAAAUUGGUAGAAUUUCCAAUCAACCGGGUUGAUGAUCUUCGCGAGCUAGAAGAAUCGAUUACGACAGAUCAAGAAUCAUUCGUGUCCUUUGUUAACUUCUUGGGAGCCACUAUUCAGAAGCACAGCCGUAAUUUGGAGCCAAUCUUGAGAGAUUUUGUUACGGAAAGUCUAAUUAACGAACUAGGAUUUAACGAGGCUGAAAUCAACAUGAUGUCGUUUUACAUAUUUAAUCAACUACUUUAUGAUGUGUGGAAAACUGAAUACUCCACCGUAAAUGACUACCGAAAUCAACUGAGGAAAAUUGCAUGUAAAAUACAGAAUCGCAAUCGGGCUACCAGAGGAAGACAGAGAUAAGGUUCCAGCGGUAAAACGAUAUAUAAAUAAAAUUAUUUUUGUGUAUAAUAUACAA
Molecule: messenger RNA, 991 nt
Organism: Armigeres subalbatus
Lineage: Eukaryota; Metazoa; Arthropoda; Insecta; Diptera; Culicidae
Exons: 4
Coding region: 91-936 (281 amino acids)
Source: RefSeq, a predicted model, not a curated record